Messenger RNA from Platichthys flesus (European flounder), 3680 nucleotides. RefSeq names its product phosphatidylinositol glycan anchor biosynthesis, class N (gene pign). The record is from RefSeq and is a predicted model, not a curated record. The coding region runs from base 159 to 2960 and encodes 933 amino acids. The transcript has 29 exons. Gene Ontology annotation, molecular function: mannose-ethanolamine phosphotransferase activity. Gene Ontology annotation, biological process: GPI anchor biosynthetic process. Gene Ontology annotation, cellular component: endoplasmic reticulum membrane. NCBI's taxonomy places the organism in Eukaryota, Metazoa, Chordata, Actinopteri, Pleuronectiformes, Pleuronectidae.
AUAAAAUGGAAGUUGAAUCAGUGUGUUAAAAGGGGAAUAGGUGAAAUGGAAGUAGAUUAUUCGGCUCAUCCAUUCAUUCGUUAACGAGACGGUAUCCUCCGGUUGUGUGGUGGGAUCUCGCUGACGUUACGAACAGGUUGUUCUGGCCAACCGGCAAAAUGAGGAUGAUCACCUUCUUCCUGGUCGGACUGACGGUCCACGUGAUCUUCUUUAUUUCUAUCUUCGACAUCUACUUCACCUCCCCCCUGGUCCACGGCAUGACGCCCCAGGCUAUACCGCUGGCCCCACCCGCCUCCAGACUGGUGUUACUGGUGGCCGAUGGCCUCCGAGCGGACAGUCUCUUCACCUUACUCCCCAAUGGCUCAACCAGGGCCCCGUUCCUGAGGAGUGUGAUGGAGGAGACAGGCACCUGGGGUGUGUCUCACACGCGUGUGCCCACUGAGUCUCGACCUGGUCACGUUGCUCUCAUCGCAGGCUUCUAUGAGGAUGUUAGUGCUGUCGCUAAAGGCUGGAAGGAGAAUCCUGUUGAGUUUGACUCUGUGUUUAAUGAGAGCAGGCACACCUGGUGCUGGGGCAGCCCUGAUAUUCUGCCGAUGUUUGCCCAAGGUGCCAGUGGAGACCAUGUGCACACCCACACGUACCCAGCAGCGGAGGAGGACUUUGCCUCCACUGAUGCCUCCAGGCUUGACACUUGGGUGUUCACUCAAGUCAAAUCGUUCUUUCAGACGGCAAAGUCUAACUCCAGUCUGAGGGCCAGUGUCCUGGAGGAUAAGAACGUCUUCUUCCUGCAUCUGCUCGGCAUCGACACCAACGGCCACGCUCACAGACCGAUGUCGCCGGAGUACCUGGAUAACAUUGCUUUAGUUGACACUGGUGUGGCUGAGCUGGUGUCCAUAGUGGAGGAAUUCUUUGGUUAUGAUGGCAGAACAGCCUACGUGUUCACCUCUGAUCAUGGCAUGACAAACUGGGGCUCUCACGGUGCAGGGCAUCCCUCUGAGACGCUCACCCCUCUAGUGGUGUGGGGAGCUGGAGUCCAAAGGGCUCGUAGAGUCACUGAACCCCAACUGUAUGACGAUGGCUACCUUCAAGAUUGGAAACUGGAGCACCUCCACAGGGCGGACGUCAGUCAGGCGGACAUUGCUCCCCUCAUGGCUUCUCUCAUCGGCGUGCCCUUUCCUGUCAACUCAGUUGGGGUUUUGCCUCUUCUCUACCUGAACAACAGUGACCUGUUCAAAGCAGAGAGCAUGUACACUAACGCCAUUCAAGUACUACAGCAAUUCAAGAUGAAAAUGACCCAGAAAAAGGAGACAACCUUGUCCUUUCUCUUCACCCCAUAUCAACAGCUGACUGAGUCAAAACAAGCAGAGUUCACCCACAAGGCUAGAAUACUGAUUCAGCUGGAGAAGUACGGAGAUGCCAUCUCUCUGUGCAAGUCUCUGAUCUCCCGCUCCUUGGAGGGCCUGGCGUACUACCAUACCUACGACAGGUUCUUCCUGGGCUGCAGUGUGGUGCUGGGAUUUGUAGGCUGGACCUCAUAUGUUGUCAUGGUCAUCCUGAAGACUCACGCCAGCCUCCACAGACACCCCAGUCUCCUCAACCAGACUCGCAGCUAUACCCUGGAGAGGCUGUGUCUAUGUGUGACUGUAGUGAUCUCUGGGUUCCUGCUGGUCCAAAGGAGCCCGAUUACCUAUUAUAUCUACUGCCUGCUGCCGGUCCCUGUAUGGUACUCUGUCCUGAAAGAGUCAGGCACUCUGAAAGAUCUGAUCAAGUCGGCGCCUGCUCUUCCACUGUGGAAAUGUUUGGGCUAUUUUGUGCUGGUGGCAUUUGGGAUUGAGUUGCUGGUGGUGAGCUUCUUCCAUCGCGCCAUGCUGACUGUGGGCCUGGCUGUCCUAUCCCUCUGGCCCUUCAUGUCGGGACUUUUCGGGAAGGCCAAGCUCCGCUCUUUGAGCUGGUUUCUCGGCUGCUUGUUUUUGGCUCUUUUCCCCCUGAUGCCGGUUGUCGGUAGAGAGGCCAACAUCCAUCUGGUGACCUGUGCAGGUGUGCUCGCCCUCUUCACGUCAGCCUGUUACCUCUGGUCAUCGAGACAGAGAACGCCGCUGAGCUUCGGUGACAGACAGCAGUUUAUUACCCAGAUGCUCCAUGUGGCAGUGUGCGCGUACGUGCCCUCGCUCACACACUCCAGCCUGCAGCAAAAGCAGGGCCUGCCGCUUCUCAAUCAGAUCAUCAGCUGGACCACGUUAGGCUCGUCCAUACUGGUUCCAUUGUUGAGCUCUACUCGGCUCUUCCAUCGACUCCUCAGCAUAUUCCUCUCUCUCACGGCCACGUACCUGCUGCUCAGCACCGGGUCAGAGGCCUUGUUCCUCCCUGUGUUAUCUUGGCUUAUGUUUGUGUGGAUCAACAUUGAGCAGGAAGCCAUGCUUGCACAGGGUGUCUCUGGCAGGCAGGAGCUCUCCACUAUUGAUUUCUCCGCAAACAUUGACAUCGCCAAGAUCCGACAUCUGAAGUUGGAUGACAUCAGAAGAUCUUAUUUCUUCGUAUUUUUUAUAAUAACAGCUUUCUUCGGAACAGGGAACAUAGCCUCCAUUAACAGUUUUGACCCAGCAUCCGUUUAUUGUUUCCUGACUGUGUUCAACCCCUUCAUCAUGGGAGGACUGAUGAUGUGGAAGGUGAUCAUUCCAUUCAUCAUAGUAAUGUGCACAUUUGAGACCAUCCAAGUUGUGACACAGCUUUCGGCCAGAAGUUUGUUCCUCAUAGUCCUGGUCAUCUCCGACCUGAUGGCUCUGCACUUUUUCUUCCUGGUGCAGGACUACGGCAGCUGGUUGGACAUUGGAACGAGCAUCAGCCACUAUGUGAUCGUGAUGUCGAUGACCAUCUUCCUGAUGCUGCUCAGCGUGGUCACACACAUCCUCACCUCACAAAGACUCAUCUUGUGGCGGAGACACAAGUCGCACUUCACUUGAAUUAGCAUUUACACACACACACACUAAUGCUUGUUACUCCAUAAGUUACAUUUUUAUUUAAUUUUUAGAUAUUUUCAUGAAGCAUUUGUUCCAUUAAACUGGUUUGUGUACAUAUGAUAAGAUGUAUUGUUAUAGGACUCUUGAUGGUAGUUAUUGGGCAUUAGGAAGUAGUAGUAUAUAUCAUACUGUGUAAAACACUUACACCACUGACGUUUUCUAUGUUAGUUAGAUGCUUUAAAGCCACUUCUCGUGACUGUAAAAGGGACUUGCUUCAGGUUUUCAUUCUUAGUUGAAUAUACUUUUGUCUCCAAAUAAGUUUUAUUGUUUAUAGUUUUUUAUCGUUUGUUAUUUCAAGCACUAAAUAACGUUCAAGUCAUCUCAGAUGGAUCAUUUUAAUAUAACAUAGUCGAGAGCGGCCUAAGACAUUUGCACGGUACUGUUUGCACUGUUCAUUUUUUUUUACACCCACUCAGUGUCUCCAGCACAUUGCUUUAGCAUUAAUCAUUGAUGAACUGACUGAGACUACUUGAAUAUUUGACCGUGAAUUAUGUCUUUGCCGGGGGGAGUUGAUUUAUGAUCCACGAGAAGGAUAACUGUUUAAGUCUGUAACUGCUUCCUGUAAAGCUGCCUAAACAUUACCCUGUUUAUAGGAAAUGAUGCCGUUUUAAUUUAUUGUCACUAUGUAUGGACCAAUAAAACUGAAAGAGAGGUAAAAACAAA